Molecule: messenger RNA, 1668 nt
Organism: Ylistrum balloti
Lineage: Eukaryota; Metazoa; Mollusca; Bivalvia; Pectinida; Pectinidae
Product: protein phosphatase 1 regulatory subunit 42-like
Exons: 9
Coding region: 114-1274 (386 amino acids)
Molecular function (GO): protein binding
Source: RefSeq, a predicted model, not a curated record
CAUAACCAUAUCUAGCGAUGAGGAAGCUCAGGGUGUUUUUUAGAAUACAUCUGACACUGAAGACCUGAGUUUGUUGAUCAUUAGACCCACAGUCUCACUGAACUUUCAACAUCAUGGUGAAGCUUACACUUGACCUCAUUGCCAGGGGCACCUCUGGGUAUACAAAAAAGAAGCGGGAUGAAUCCAUGCAACAGUAUCUUCGACGACUGACACAUUUAUACUUGGAAGACAGAAGCAUUGAUGAUGUGGGAGAAGAUAUAAGUAUGUGCCGUAAUCUGACUGUAUUGUAUUUGUAUGACAACCAGUUAAGUAGGAUUCCAUCACUACAUCACAACAUGAACCUGACAAUGUUGUAUCUGCAGAACAACGAUAUAUCCAGAAUAGAAAACCUGUCACCUUUGACUCGUCUUCAGAAAUUGUAUUUGGGAGGUAAUUGUAUUACCGUUUUAGAAGGUCUAGAAAAAAUGGAUAAACUUCAAGAACUUCAUGUUGAAAACCAGAGGCUACCGCCAGGAGAGAAGCUUUUAUUUGACCCAAGGUCCUUAAAAGGAAUAGCUAUGUCCCUUCAGGUUCUCAAUGUGUCUGGUAAUGGGCUGGACAGUGUCCUCGACAUGAUUGGUCUGAGAAAUAUCUCCCAGUUUAUGGCCAAUGACAAUGAGUUAAGUGAUAUGAAGGACUUGGCACACAACUUCAGCAACUGGCCUACUUUAUGGAGGCUUGAACUGAUGGGAAACCCUGUAUGUCACAAAGCCAAGUACCGAGACAGGAUCAUUGUCAUGGCAAAAACUCUAGAAGUAUUAGAUGGAAAGGAGAUAACAGAAACAUCAAGACAGUUUCUUAGAAAAUGGCAUGCAAAUAAAGAAACACAGAAGAAGAAACGAGAUGAAAUAUAUCAGAGAAGUGCAUACGCAGACUUAGGAGAUAGUGCAGCCCACAGAUCAGCAGAGCUACCACCUGUUAAGGAUCCCGCCCGCCCAGUGAAGAGCAGUCAGAUCCCAGGUUAUAUGAUGCCAGGACUUCCCAGGAAACAGUUCGAUGAGUUGUUGGCCCGAACUGCCACCAUGGAACCUGCCUCCAGGGAGAAAGAGCCAACCGCAGUGAAAGCCAAGAGUGGGGUACUUAGAUCAAAGCAUGCUGAUGAAUUUGCUACACUACCACCUUCGUCAGUGGCCUCAGCACCACUCAGGCGACGCCCACUAAUGAGCAUGACCUUUGAACUGUCUGGAAACCUUGACAGCACCCAACACAUACAUCCUGGGAUGAUCAUACAUUGAGUGACUGAUACAGACAUGUGUGAUUACACAGGUCAAACACAUCACACAACAAAGACAUGUGACAUUGGUGUUCUGUUUCAUAGCAGUGUUCAAUGCUAGGAAAUCAACUGUUUGAUCUGUUGUGCAGCAAUUAUUUGACACUGAAGCUUUUGAAGGGUGCUUAACCUUUUUUCAGUAUAUAGUAUCUGUUGUGUCACUGUACUGGGAGGGCAGUUCUGACCAGUAAUCAUCGGAGGCUUAAUUAUUUGUUGUAGAUAUUGAAAUCAGACCUUAGAGCUGGCCCAAUAUUGUAUGUGCCAUAUACUUUUGUGCCUGGUAGUUCACAGUACACAGACUGAAUGGAUAAUAAUUACAACAGAUCGAGGCUUCAAAGAAACAGAUUGCUGGCCAGGUC